AUGGACCUGACUGAAAAUGGCCUAGGUCACGUGGAUGACAUCGUCACUAGAGUGUAUCAGUAUCUCCGACUGAUCCGGUCGGAGGAGCCUCACGAAUGGAUCUUCUUGGAGAAUCAAGCUUUGAACAAUCUGCAUUUUCGAUUCAAAGAUAAGGAGCAACCGUAUGAUUACGUGACUCAGUGCGCAUCAAACAUAUUCCGAUACGAACCACAGGAUGUUCUGCGCGGACCAUACGUACUCACAUCGUUUCAACCACAGCUUAUUAAAGAGGUUCUCGGCUGUCUUCAUCCAGACAACGCGCG
This is a messenger RNA of Dicrocoelium dendriticum, 302 nucleotides long. The record is from the annotation of a GenBank genome assembly. NCBI's taxonomy places the organism in Eukaryota, Metazoa, Platyhelminthes, Trematoda, Plagiorchiida, Dicrocoeliidae.